This is a messenger RNA of Cyclopterus lumpus (lumpfish), 3227 nucleotides long. Its product is annotated as glutamate receptor-interacting protein 2-like. The transcript has 24 exons. The record is from RefSeq and is a predicted model, not a curated record. Bases 12 to 3227 code for a protein of 1071 amino acids. Gene Ontology annotation, biological process: neurotransmitter receptor transport, endosome to postsynaptic membrane. NCBI's taxonomy places the organism in Eukaryota, Metazoa, Chordata, Actinopteri, Perciformes, Cyclopteridae. Gene Ontology annotation, molecular function: protein binding.
ACACACACGCCAUGCUGUGUGGUCUGAGGAGGGACGCCAAGAACAGCGUCGAUGACGGGCCGUACUCCAAGGGGGGCAAGGAGUCCGGGGCGGCCGAGCCAUCGCACUCGUCCUGCAGGCGCAGCUUCUCAGAGGAGCACCGAGGAGUGACCACGGUGGACCUGAUGAAAAGGGAAGGCAGCAGCCUCGGCCUCACCAUCUCCGGAGGCUCCGAUAAGGACGGGAAGCCCCGAGUGUCCAACCUACGGCCAGGUGGGCUGGCUACCAGGAGCGACCAGCUGAACGUGGGAGACUACAUCAAGUCGGUGAACGGCAUCAACCUGUCGAAGCUUCGCCACGACGAGAUCAUCAGCCUGCUGAAGAACAUCGGGGAGCGGGUGGUGCUGGAGGUGGAGUACGAGCUGCCUCCGUCCGUCCAGAACCCCUCGGGAGUCUUGACCAAAACUAUAGAGGUGUGUUUGCACAAGGAGGGAAACAGCUUUGGAUUCGUCAUGAGAGGAGGCUUCCACGAGGACUGGCGCAGGUCUCGUCCUCUGGUGGUUACGUUCGUCCGGCCCGGCGGUCCCGCUGACAGAGAGGGCACUUUGAAGGCCGGGGACCGAGUGUUGAGCGUCGACGGGAUGCCUUUAAACAGAGAGAAGCACGCUGACGCUUUGACCAUGCUGAUGCAGAGCGGCCAGGAAGCUCUGUUCCUGAUCGAGUAUGACGUCUCUGUCAUGGACGCAGUCCAACAAGCCUCGGGCCCUCUGCUGGUGGAGAUAGUGAAAGGCCCCUCUUCCAGCCUGGGGAUCAUCCUCACCACGACGAUAUACAGGAGCAAACAAGUCAUUAUUAUUGACAAGAUAAAGGCAGCCAGCGUGGUGGAAAGGUGUGGAGCGCUGCACGCAGGUGACAUCCUGCUGUCCAUAGACGGGACCAGCACGGAGCACUGCUCCCUGAUGGAGGCCACGCAGCUACUUGCCAGCACUUGUGAUGUCGUGAAGCUGGAGAUUCUCCCGGCCAAUCAGAGCAGACUUCCCGUCAGGCCGCAGGACACAGUAAAAGUGCAGAAGAGCAACCAUCAUCACUGGGACCAAAGCGGCAACUACUGCCAUCCCCCACAUGCCAACCACGGAAAGACAUGGAGCAGCCCGAGCCACCCACACAACCAGCAGGACCACUGCAAAUCUCUGGUGAGCGGCGGCUUCUCCCCUUCCUCUACAGCCACCUCCGGAUUCAGCAGCCAGGGGAGCAACACGCUGCCCUGUGCCGUCCCGCCGGCCGCCCCCACCAGCCCCCGCGGCUCCACGGGCAAGAGGAGGACCAGGAAGAAGGACCACAAGAGCUCACUGUCUCUGGCGUCCAGCUCCGUGGGCCCAGGGGGGCAGGUCUUUCAUGUGGAAACGAGCGAGGUCUUCCUGAGGGGGGAUCCGCUCACAGGUUUCGGGAUCCAGCUGCAGGGGGGCGUCUUUGCCACGGAGACCCUGUCCGCUCCCCCGGUCAUCCGCUUCGUGGAGCCCGACAGCCCGGCUGAGAGGUGUGGCCUCCUGCAGGUUGGGGACAGACUGUUGUCCAUCAAUGGCAUCCCGACUGAAGACGGCACUCUGGAAGAAGCCCACCAGCUGCUCAGAGACUCGGCUCUGGCCAACAAGGUCACGGUGGAGCUGGAGUUUGAUGUCGCAGAGUCGGUGGUUCCCAGCAGCGGCACCUUCCACGUGAAGCUACCCAAGAGGAGAGGAGUGGAGCUGGGCAUCACCAUCAGUGCGAGUAAGAAACCUGACAAGCCCCUCAUCAUCUCUGACAUCCGGAAGGGAAGCAUAGCACACAGAACAGGAACUCUGGAGCCCGGGGACCGGCUGCUUGCCAUCGACGGCGUGCGUCUGGAGAACUGCUCCAUGGAGGACGCCAUGCACGUCCUGCAGCAGGCCGAGGACAUGGUGAAGCUGCGCAUCCAGAAGGACGAGGAUAACAUCGAUGAGUUGGAGAUGUCGGGCUCCAUAAUCUACACGGUGGAGCUGAAGCGGUACAACGGACCCCUCGGCAUCACGAUCUCCGGCACAGAGGAGCCCUUUGACCCCAUCGUCAUUUCUGGCCUCACCAAGAAAGGCCUGGCGGAGAGGACCGGGGCCAUCCACAUAGGGGACCGGGUCCUGGCCAUCAACGGGGUCAGUCUGAAAGGAAAGCCGCUGAGCGAGGCCAUCCACCUGCUGCAGGUGGCCGGGGAGUCCGUCACCCUCAAGAUAAAGAAACAACCCGACCAGUCUGACGGCCGGCGGCCUCCAGACAGAGAAGCCGGCUUUUUAAGCGACCUUGAGGACGACCUCACCGACUCCCAGAAGACCAGCAAACACUCGGAGGUCUACUCCGCCACUCUUCCCAGUAUAGACUCGGCCAUGAGCUCCUGGGAUAGCUCGGGGUUUGACGCAGGCUACAGCAGCCAAGGGACGUACCUUCACAAAGCGUCCGAAGUGUUGCUCAAUCCGCACGAGUGGCGGCGCGCGGCGCCCAGGAGCCAAACGGGCUCCGGCUCUGCUGGUCUGGUCCACCGCGCGGCGCUCUACGACGGGAGGUUCACCGAGGACGAGUGGGACAAGAUACCCGGAUUCGUCAGUCCUCCUCGUUGCCAUGGCACCCUGAACCAGGAUGACAGCUUCUGGUCCCAGGCUCUGCAGGACCUCGAGACCUGCGGCCAGUCGGAGAUUCUCAGGGAGCUGGAGGCAUCCAUGACGGGUAGCGCUCUCAGCCUGUACCUGGAGGAGACCAAGACCGAGGACGACUCCAUGUUCCAGUCCGACCUCAGUCCCAUCAAGAGGGAGUUUUACAGCAAGAGCAACCUGGACAUGUGGAGCGGAGGCCGAGACGCGGCGUCGCGCGGCGGAGGGGACGCCACUCUGGCGCUGCACAAGGUGACGAUGAGGAAGGACGUCGAGAGCCACGACUUCGGUUUCAGCGUUUCCGACGGGCUCCUGGAGAAAGGGGUCUACGUCAACAUGAUCCGGCCCGACGGCCCCGCCCACCAGGCGGGCUUGAGACCUUUCGACCGCAUCCUCCAGGUGAAGCGGGUCAGGACCAGGGACUUGGACUGUUGUCUCACGGUGCCCCUGAUUAUCGAGGCGGGAGACGUCCUGGACUUGGUCAUCAGCCGGAAUCCUCUGGCGGCCGACGCCGCGCUCCCCGACGACCGCGACGACGCCUCGAACUCGCUGUUCUGCUUUCCGGAGCACCGGACCAACAGCGUCUCCCUGUGA